Messenger RNA from Clarias gariepinus (North African catfish), 2762 nucleotides. RefSeq names its product zinc finger protein 782-like. Lineage: Eukaryota; Metazoa; Chordata; Actinopteri; Siluriformes; Clariidae. The record is from RefSeq and is a predicted model, not a curated record. Bases 132 to 1670 code for a protein of 512 amino acids. The transcript has 4 exons. Gene Ontology annotation, molecular function: RNA polymerase II cis-regulatory region sequence-specific DNA binding; DNA-binding transcription factor activity, RNA polymerase II-specific. Gene Ontology annotation, biological process: regulation of transcription by RNA polymerase II. Gene Ontology annotation, cellular component: nucleus.
UCCUGAGCUGAGAGGUACAGCAGCCGCAAAUACCAAACUUAUAUCAACAGCAUAUCACAGCUUUCACAAGCUUUUACACCGAAACAGGUGUCUAUAUGAAAGUAUUUACUGUCUCUUUAUUUAGAGGAUAGAUGAUGUUGACUCCACUCUCGGCUUUUCAGGCUCGGUUAGCUCAGGUGAUGGAAACCUUGGUAAAAACAGCGGUGUUAGAGAUCAGUAAACUUGUGGAGCUGGAAUGUAAAAUCCUCCUCUCCGAGGUCAACCGAGGUCAACACGAGAUCACCUUCCUGAGGAAGAGACUGCAGCUGAUGGAGAAACACGUGGCAACAAAUAGUGCCACCCAGAACCAGGACUCUGGGAACACAGGAACUGUCAGUACAUCAGUUCAGGAGGACAGCUCCAAGACUGAGAACCAGAGCUCCAGAACUGAGAACCACAGCUCCAGACCCGACAACCAGAGCUCCAGAACUGAGAACCCUAGCUCCAGACUAGAGAACCACACCUCAAGAACUGAGAACGAGCGCUCCAGACUAGAGAACCACAGCUUUAGAACUGAGAACCAGCGCUCCAAGAAUGAGAACCACAGCUCCAGAACUGAGAACCACAGCUGCAGAACAUUGAACAGUCCUAGAACUGAGAACCACAGCUGCAAAACAGAGACCUACUCCUCUAGACUAUUGAACAGCUCCAGAACAGAGAACCACACCUACAGAAUAUUGAACAGCUCCAGAACAGAGAACCACAGUUCCACAGCAGAGAACCACACCUACAGAACAUUGAACAGCUCCACAACAGAGAACCACAACCCCGCUUUAGAGAUCCACAGUUACAGAACCGAGAACCAGUCCAAUAUUAAAAGAGAGAGUGAUCUGGAAGAGUCCAGUGAAGAUUUGCCUGCUUUGCUAGACCUCCCUCUGACCACUGAACAGGACCAUGCUCAUACGAGAGAAAAACAAUAUGACUGUAAUCUGCAGCAGGAGCAUUACAGAGAAAACCAGACUUCUGAAGUAAAGAUCAAACAGGAGGAGGUCUGGGAUGCCGAAUCUCGAGGAGAGAAGACAAAAAAUGGCGUACAUAGCACUGAGGAAAUAUCUACCAGACGUUUCAGUGAAGAAUCUGCUCACACACAGACUCGGGACAGUAGCUUUUUUGGAAAUAAAUUACACUCCUCUGCUUUCAAAGUGCAUUUGAACUUAGAGACUGGCAGCACACUCCCUUAUCUCCUAGCGAAGCCUGUCAGGAGGCACGUGGAGUCCAGGUUCCAGGAAGAGAAGCGCUUUGCGUGUCCGCUCUGCGGGAAGUGUUUCAAGUGUUUCAGCCAGCUGGAAAUCCACAAGCGGAGUCACACAGGUGAGAAGCCAUACAGGUGCACUCUGUGCGGUAAGAAGUACGCACAGAAAGGUCACCUGUACACACACCAGCGCACACACACUGGAGAGAAGCCAUACCGCUGUAUGCACUGCGGCAAAGCUUUUAUACAAAAAUGCUCUCUGGACAUGCACCAGAGAACUCACACUGGAGAGAAACCCUUCAGUUGUGUCAAAUGUGGAAAAGGUUUUACCAAGAAAUUCAAUCUCAACAAACAUCUGGCCGUACACUCAGACAUCAGUGAUUUGAACAUCAGAACUGAGAACGGAUCCGGUCUACAUUCUUCAGGCCUUGUUCACUGAGAUUUUACUGAUGACUUGACCCCCUGAGGAUCAAGAAUACUUUUAAAUGCUAGCCAGCUUUGCUAAGAAUUACCAUACAAGCUGGUGCGUCAGGAAAUAUUAGCUAAGUAAUUUUAAGCUUGUUGUCUAGCUAAUGAAACUGUAAUAACAACCUGUGGAAAGGUACAGUAUAUUCAUAAUAAAGCUAAGGUUACCCCAAUGGCUUUAAUUUAAACUGUAAAACUGUGGUAGGUAAAGGCCUCUUUUUUGUUUGUAUUAGCUAGCUAACAUGAACUAGAUCUACUGAACUAGCAUUAAUUGAGCUAGAUAACAUGAAGCUUAAAUAAUGAACAGAUGAGCUGAGCUUCUACAGCUACUGUAUAUGGGAAAUAGCCUAGUUAUUUAGCUAACAUUUACUGAAACAGCAACUUCUGCUAAGGUUAUUUGAGCAUUUAGACAGAGCAAGUUUUGUCAUUUUAGCCUUAUCUUUAUCUAUAUUUUUGGCUCCUUUAGUUAGCAAACCGAGUUGCUUUCUGUAAUUUAGCAAAGCUAGCUUACAUAGCUAAAAUAACUUACCACAGGUUUCAGUUGAGGUUAUUUAGGUGACUAUAGCUUUGCUAGUUAACUAUUUGAUCAAUCAUAACUACUAGUUAUGAAAAAUCAUCCUCUUUGCUUGUCCACAAUGUUGUGUGAAAUUAAUAUUUUUACAUUACUUCAGUGACAGGCUAGCUUAAUAGCUGUUUUGUGUGAAAUUUUAUUUCUCAAUGUAGCAAGAUUUUCAAAAGUUGUUAAGACUAAGACUUUUUUCUUGUAAAAUGUGUUCCAGUACCAUUUUAAGGGAGGAAAAACUAUUAAAAAAAAUUUCCCUCUUAAACCAAGCUAAAGAAAACAUAAAAUCUUUAAAUAUAUCUAUGCCUUAACCAUUCACUGGGGAAAUGUCUUAUUCAACACUGUAACUAGUUAACUGUUUAUAAAGCGGGUUUUGUUGGGAGCGUUCCCUAACAGAAUGUUUCAGAUAUUUAUUUCUGUUGAAAUCUUGCCCAGAGAUCAGGUACUGUAAGUGGAAAUAAUGAUUGGCUACCACACACUACCGAAGUAUUGUAAACAGUGAUA